GUCUAGUAAGUACCUAGAAACAUUCCCUUCUUCAUUCUACAUCUAGCCUUUGAUUAGUUGAUAAAAUUCAGGCAUGGGUCGAUUUCAUCAAAUGAUCGACCCCGUCCUUUCUGGGAUAGAUGUGGGUCGAAAACGUUUUGUUUCUCUGUGGGUUUUUGGAGAGAAAAUAAACCUGUUCUGUGGAAAUUUUCAAAAGCAGAGCACAAUACGCCGUUCUACGCUCAGGCAGUUUUCAACUUUUGCAUUCCCAGUUUCUAGAUUUUAAGUAGACUUAAAUUCCAAUUUGUAUUUUCCUUAGGUUUUAUUUUUAUUUGGGCAAUUGAAAACUAUGCACUUAAUACAGAGAAAGAUCCACCAAAAUUGCUUCAUUCUUGGCGAGGUCAUGUUGAUAGUAUCACUGGUAUCGAAUAUAUUGAUCCAACAAAUGUUCUCAUCUCAAGUGCAUUAGAUGGUGCAAUUCGUAUUUGGAAUUUGAAAGGUCAUUUUAUGGGCACAUUUGGUCAAACAUUACCAUGGAAUAUUUAUGAUCCAGCCACGUAUCAACAUCCAAAUGCACCAUUGGACGUAUUAACUGAUCCUCGAAGUUUACCACGUCAUUCAAGAUUAGAUAGAUAUAGUGAUGAAAGUGGCGAUGAUAGCAUCGAACAAAAAAUAAAAGAAGUUUCAGUAGAAAAGGCAUCAGUACCAGUCUACAAACAGGUGAUAGAUGAUGUCACAAUUGAUAAGAAUGUUAAAGAAACAUUGUACAUAUUGGGAAAUCCAUCAAAUAUGGCUGGCAAAAGACUAAGAUAUUUCCGCGAGAAACCAACUGUUCACAAUCGAACACACGGUACAAGUCAUUAUCAGAACUUACGAUUUUAUCCUGUUGAUGACAAUCCACCAAAUACAAAUGUUCAUUUUGCCCAUGCUACCAUAAUUGAUCAUAAUCCAGAAGAAUCAGACUAUUUUGAGGGAGAUAUUUUGCUUGAUCCUGGAAUGGAGACACGUGGAAUAGGCAGAGUAGAAGCGGCUGCCCGUUGGCCUGGAGGGAUCGUCCCGUAUGAGAUAUCUUCUGUUUUUGAUGCUAAUGACCAGACAAAAAUCCUUGCCGGCAUGAGACGUUUAGAAAACACUGUGGCUAUUAACGGACGAUUAUGUGUACGAUUUCGACCCAAAACAUCGAUAGAUACUGAUUUUAUUAGUAUUCGAACUGGAAGUGGUUGCAGUUCAGCUGUAGGACGUCGUACAGGUAGUCAAACACUUACACUAGAAAAGGGUACAUACUGCAUUGAUCGACAAGGUACAAUUAUGCACGAACUUAUUCACGCACUUGGAUUUUGGCAUGAACAAUCGAGACACGACAGAGACUCAUAUGUUACUAUUGAUUACAAUAAUAUACAAAUAGGAAAAGAGCAUAAUUUUAAUAAAUAUACGGCAAGUGCUACCGACACACUUGGUUUACCCUACGAUUAUGAAUCUGUCAUGCAUUAUUCUCGUACGGCAUUUAGUACAAAUGGAAAACCGACGAUUGUACCGAAAAAUAGCAAUGCCGUUAUUGGACAAAGAGAUCGUCUUAGCAAUAUUGACACUGCAGAAAUACGAGCAUAUUAUAAAUGUGUUUAA
This is a messenger RNA of Didymodactylos carnosus, 1602 nucleotides long. Lineage: Eukaryota; Metazoa; Rotifera; Eurotatoria; Philodinida; Philodinidae. The record is from the annotation of a GenBank genome assembly.